Molecule: messenger RNA, 872 nt
Organism: Melitaea cinxia (Glanville fritillary)
Lineage: Eukaryota; Metazoa; Arthropoda; Insecta; Lepidoptera; Nymphalidae
Gene: mRpL48
Exons: 5
Coding region: 202-783 (193 amino acids)
Cellular component (GO): mitochondrial ribosome
Source: RefSeq, a predicted model, not a curated record
AAAUUUUAAAACUACUUUAUUCAUUCUUGAUUGUCAAUGUCAAAUGUACAUCAAUGGUACAAUUUGGGUAUUUUACAAUAAAAUUUAACCUUAUUUGUUUUACCUACUUUGAUGAGAAGUGUUUUCAAUAUAUUUAGAUUAUAUUUAUGGCACUAAAGAUUUAAUUAUAUUACUAAAAGCCCUGAAAAUAAAAGAUUCAUAAUGAUUUCAAGAACAUUAAUUAAUUUUCUUAGAUUAAAUCGUAGCAAAGCGUCCAGUCGAUUACCUAUUGCUCCUUCGCCUUCUUUAUUUCAACAAGAACGACGAUUUAAAAGCGAUUUGUAUGAACCAGACUAUUUAAUUAGUAUGCAGCCCGAUGAGCCAACUUAUGACUGUUUAAAUUUGCAAAUAAAAGGUUAUGAUUUUGUGUUACUUGAAUCCUGCCAGAAAGAAAUACAUAGAUACGCUGAAAUAAUGGGUAUCCAAGUGGAGGAAUGUUGGGCAACUCCAGCAGAGCGAACAAAAGUACAAAGGUUUAAACCAGGAAGCACAGCUGUUGAAUCAGAAUACCAGCUAAAUAUUUAUGAAAGAAAUGUUCAGGUGGUGGACGUUCCUGCGUGGGCACUUGGUACUCUACUUCGAGUAUCCCGCGCCUUACUCCCUGAGGGUUGCACGCUCAAUGUACACGAGCACACCCCUGAACACGAGGAAAUUCGAUACGUUCCAGAUAAUGAACUACUUGAACUGAAACAACAGCUUGAUGAUAUGGGCGGCAGUCGCCCUGAGAAAAAGAAGAAAAAGUAAUUUUUGAAAUACAUAACAUCAAUACUCGUAUGUUAGUGUUUCUGUAGAUAGUUAUUAUAUAAUAAAUAGGUUUUAAUAUUUAAAAAAAA